Molecule: messenger RNA, 370 nt
Organism: Microthlaspi erraticum
Lineage: Eukaryota; Viridiplantae; Streptophyta; Magnoliopsida; Brassicales; Brassicaceae
Source: the annotation of a GenBank genome assembly
AUGGAUUUCAUCAAGACCAGUUCCCUGCGUGCUCUGAUUGAGUUAACUUUCCAACGCAAUUGGAAUGGCCUCAUUUGGAUAAGUAGAAAAGGAGUUAUAACCAAAAGAGUGAAGACUGCUCCAGACGGCUCUAUCGAGAAAGCGCCAAGCCGUGCAUCGGCUGGCCGAGGAACGAAUGUUCCGCGAUUGGCCAUAUUUAAAUCCAUCCGUCCACGCCUCGGCCAAAGUCCAAUCCAUCCGGCCAUAGUACAACAUGUGGGAAUUGCCAUUCCUAACUAUGAGACACUACCCAAGCCAAUCCCUUUGGAUCUCCAUGCCCUUCAGCAAAUCCACUUCCUCAACCGUUGGACUCAAAACCCAACCAAGUUUU